Molecule: messenger RNA, 579 nt
Organism: Folsomia candida
Lineage: Eukaryota; Metazoa; Arthropoda; Collembola; Entomobryomorpha; Isotomidae
Product: geranylgeranyl pyrophosphate synthase
Exons: 4
Coding region: 1-579 (192 amino acids)
Biological process (GO): isoprenoid biosynthetic process
Molecular function (GO): prenyltransferase activity
Source: RefSeq, a predicted model, not a curated record
AUGGAGAUUUUAUUCAGUCUAAAAACUCAUAUUUUUAAGGUUUUUAUAAUUAGGAGGGUGGAUGAUAUUCAAGACUCAAGCGAAUUACGGCGUGGCGUUCCGUCUUCAUACACGAUUUAUGGCGCUCCACCCAGCAUGAAUGCGUCCGCCUACGUCAUGACGGACGUGACACAUCGUGUCCAUAACGUAUUUCGGGAUGCCAACGUGCUCUUAACGUUUGUCAAAUAUGUCAAGUUUAUCCACAUGUCGCAAGGGAUGGAUUUGUACUAUAGAGACAUUCAGUGUAACAAGGAUGACUUAAAGGAGGCCAAUAUUCCAACGGAGGAAGAAUACAACAAAAUCCUGGUCUAUAAGACAGCAGGACAGCUCAUGAUGAUGGCGACAUUGCUGGGAGCAAAAAGCAAGACAGGAAUUGAUGUCGUUCCUCUGGCACAAAUUAUUGGACAUCACUUUCAAAUUCGGGACGAUUACUUGAACAUUAUGUCAAAACAGUACGAAGAAAAGAAAGGUUUCUGUGACGAUUUGGUCGAAGGGAAGUUCAGUCUUCCCGUCAUUUUUGCACUACACUUACCCUACUAA